AUGGAGAGCCUUCAGCUAUCCCAGGUCUUGGCCGACCUCAGCAACCUGGGCGCCGCCGACCCUGGAGCUGCCGAGGCCAUUGUCAGCGCCAACAACGCUGCUCAUUCCAGUUACCCCCGAACCGACGCAACUGUGAAUGCCCUUACCUCGAGUCCCUCUACCAACAACCAGAAACGUCCUACCGGCCUGCAGCGCCACUGGUCAUCCGAAAAGUUCGACAAGUUUGGCCGACGUAUUCUCUCUCCUAGCUCCCACACAGGGUCAGCCGGAAACUCAGUUCCUGGCACUCCUCGCCGCGGCGAAUCCGAUUUCGAAGAAGACCUGGAAAGGGCAAGCACGCUCAUGCAACUAUAUGAUAUUCGUUCCAAGAUCAAGCAGCAGGAUAACAGCAGUUUGCUCAAGGCCCGUGAGAAGGUUAACGCGAUAGCGGCGCGACAGCAAGCUCAGCAAGCAGCGGAACGCAACAUGAAGGCGGCCGACGAGCUCCGACGUCAACGAUACUCUUUUCCUCGGGCUGGCCUCUAA
Molecule: messenger RNA, 525 nt
Organism: Fusarium venenatum
Lineage: Eukaryota; Fungi; Ascomycota; Sordariomycetes; Hypocreales; Nectriaceae
Source: RefSeq, a predicted model, not a curated record